This is a messenger RNA of Plasmodium gonderi, 9363 nucleotides long. RefSeq lists its product as hypothetical. The coding region runs from base 1 to 9363 and encodes 3120 amino acids. The record is from RefSeq and is a predicted model, not a curated record. NCBI's taxonomy places the organism in Eukaryota, Apicomplexa, Aconoidasida, Haemosporida, Plasmodiidae. The transcript has a single exon.
AUGCUAAGCAAACAGCUGAAUGACCUGCGUGUGCAGAAGCAGGUCCAAAUAUUUGAAGAUAAAAAUAUAGAUAAGUUAACGAGAAGCAAAUACAACUUAUUUAGGAAUGUAUAUAGAAACAUCAUUGUGUCUCCUGCCCAUAUCGAAUCCGUUAGAAGUUGUCUGAACAAGUUAGUAGAUAUAAACAAAUCCUUCAAGAACUUUGAAAAAUUAUUCUGUCUAGAGGAAAAUGAUGUUUUUCAUAGUUUUUAUAACCAAGGAGAAGAAGUACAAGAAAAGAAAAUUCAGCAUAAUAAGAUCCAGAAUGGUGGGGAAAUUCAAAACAUGCUCAACAUUUAUACUGAAAUGGACCACCAAUUGGAUACCGAAGUAUAUUUGAAACACAGAGAAUUUUUGACACAAGAAGAAGAAAAUAUAAUUUUGAAAGAAAUAAAAUCAUUUCUAAAAUUAUGUUCCAUUUAUUCAAACAGAAAAGAAGUAAAAAUUUUAAUCGAAUUUUUAAUAUAUAAAUACGAGAUAAAUGUAAAAUGUAGUCAGGAUAUUUUAUUGUGCAUUUUACCAAACCUGUUUUUAGCUCAUCUGAGAAAUAUCUUAGAGAUUCUUUAUAUAGAAAAAGAUUCUCCUUUCUUUUUCAUAAAUAAUUACAAGCACGAUAGGUUAAAAAAUGUUGACAAAUCCAUUUUUAUUCAACACAUAAAGAGGAACAUAUCGAUAUAUAAAAUCCUUUUCGAGUAUGUAUCUGGAUUGAUAUAUAGUUAUGGUUUCACGACAACAAAUCUGAUAUUCAAUAAUGCAAAAGUAGCAAUGCCAGAGAGUGUAAAUGCAGAACCCAUUUCGUACAUACACUUCUUCAUAUCAGUUACAGAAGAUAUUGUUAAUAGCUACAUCGAUAUUCCAGCCCAAUUUAUUGAAUUUUAUUGCAACAUAUUUUUGACUCUAAUACAAAAAUGUAAGAAUUCCUUUGAUAUGAUAAAAUCUGAACAAAGAAAAGGAGGAGAAAAUCACAAUUCAGUGAACCAAAAUGUAUUUGAAUAUAUGUCUAUUUUUCAAAUUUAUUAUUGUGCAGAAUUUUUAGAAAAGAUUUUGAAAAUAUUUGAAUAUGCCAUUGAUAAAUGUAAGAAAGAAUUCAAUUUCGAAUUUUUAAAAAUUAAAAUUUUUACCUUUUUUGAUAAAGAUUUUUUUUCAAUAGUAGAAGAAGAAGCAAGCAUCACCAUAAAUAACAUGUAUCCAUAUUCCAAUUUUAUGAAAUGUCUAAUUAUUUUGUUAAAUAUAAUUUCUAAAAAUGGAAAUAAAAUAUCUUUCUUCAAUUUUACUAAAGAUGAAUUAACAAGAAACAGGACACUUCCAAACACUAGAGCUAUAUCAGAAGACGAAGUAAACGAAAAGGUUAUUCAUUGUAUAAUCAACUUUGUAAAAGAAAAUAAAAAAAAUUGUUUUCAUAAUAAAAUAAAUGAAAUUAUACAAAAUGGAGAGACACUACAAAAUUUUAUGAGCCUUCUUUAUAAACUUAAUAAUGUGUACGAAAUUACUGAUAAUUUAAUAAAAAUUGUAUUAGCAAAAAGUUAUGCGUUAAAACUAAAUUGGUUCCUCAUAGAGAAGAUUUUUAUCUGUACCUCUCAAAGUAAACAAAAUUAUAUAUUUAACAUAAUUGUAAUCAUAAAUUUGAUAUCAUUUUAUAUUUUUUUAAUUAAGUCAAGGGAAAAUGAAUUAGAUGUAGAAGUUUUAAGCAGUGAAAAAUUGAAAAGAAACACAGAAUCGUUACAAGUGAUUAAAGCAAUAGAAACAAUUCUUGAAAAAUUAUCCCCCAGCAAUGUAUCUAGCACUACUGCUGUAAUACAGAAGGCACACUACUACGAAAUUGUUAAAUUUUUUCUAGAAGAAAAUAAUCAACUUUUUAAAAAAAAAAUAAUUCUCUUUGAAUUAUACAGCAAAAUAGAUGAGCGUUUGCUAAAAUUGAUUAACAUGCUUAAUACCAAGAUUGAUCAAAUCACCAUUUUUAACUCCCUUAUUCAGAACAAGGUGAAUUUGAAUGAUUCAGAAGUGAUUGAAUGCUCAGUCAAAGCCAUUAAGUAUAUGUAUGAUAACCGACCCCGAAUGAAGAACAGAAAAGAGAGUACUCAGAAUGGGAGAGUACAUCAGGUGGAUGUGAUACGCAUAUCUAACACAGCUGAGUUGGCUGAGUUGGCUGAAUUGGCUGAAUUGACUGAGACGGCCGAGAGGAGCAAAAUGGAUGAAUACGAAAAAAUAAUUUUGGGUAAUGGCAGAAUCUGCUAUAGGAAGGGAGAAGGAUCACACGAAGAAUUCUCCGUAGGAACAAUAAAAAAAGGAAUGAAUUUUUCCAAAUCAAAGAGAAAUAUAGAAUGUCUUUAUGCAAGAGUAUUAUAUCAAUUGAAACAAAAUAAAAUUCAGUUCAUCGACUACCUAAAAAAGUACGAAAAAGAGUUAUUAUAUUUUUUUCCAUCGAGAAAAUUUUUGUAUCGGAUAUUAUUUGAUGCAUUCACAGAAUUAAAAUACCAAAAUUUUUGUGAAAUAGAUAAUGAAAGAAACAAAAUAUUUCUGAAGUUUUAUAUGAAAUUGUUUAUAAUAAAAUUGCAGAAAUUGGAAAUUAAAAAUAAAACAAAAUUGAGAACAGAUAAAUUUUUUAAAAAAUUUAUCAAUGUCAAUUUUUCUUUUUUUUUUAUUAUUUAUGACUACUUAACUAACAACCACAUGUAUCCAAACAAUUCUUUCUUUUCUCGAAAUAUUUUAUCGAAUAGUCUUAAAUUAAUAGAAAUGUUUUUAAUUCAUUUAUCUAAAUUGAAAAAUUUCCAGUGCUACAAAUUUGAGGAGUUUUUCCAAAUGCAAAUGAAACAGUUUUCUUCUGAAAGUAUUAAUAAUGUAAUAAAGCACAGCACACCAUUUAGACCGCUCAUUUUGUGUAGAAUUGUGCACCACUUAUCUUCAAAAGUGAACAUAGACAACUGCUUAUGUAUAGAUAUGACAGAGGAUGGUAAUGUGAUGGAUGCUAUUUCGCACAGAAAAAAAAACGUAAAGACAUUUCUUUUAAGGGUUAUAAAAUACAUAUUCAAUUAUUUGGAGGAUAUUAAAUCCGUGAAGAAUGAAUUGAUUAGCGGAAUUUACAACAAUAUAGAAGAAUCAAUUCAAAACAUGAUAUUACAAUUUAGUAAAUUAGAUUCAUCUUUGACAUUUUUCCUUUAUUGUAAAUAUUUAAACACAUUUUUUUUGAGCGAUGCAUAUAUAAAGUUUUUGCUGAAGACAUUAGACCUAUUCUUUUGCAUAUUUAAAAUAGAAAAGGUUAAAAAGUAUAUAAAAGAUAAAAAUAUUUGUGAGACAAUUAUUGUUGAAUUAUUUAGAAUGAAAUUAAAUAUAUUUAAAAAUAUAAAUGUUACAUCAUAUUAUCAAUCAUUUAUGUUAUCCAUUAUGCUGAUUAUAUUUCCAAAUAUAUCAAAUUCAUACCGUUAUGCAUCCAUGCUUAACGAAACAAAAAGAAAAUGUCAUCAUGAAAAUUUUGUUAUUGAUUAUUUUGUUAUAAAUAAAUUAUUUGAAAAAAGCGAAGGAAAGAAAUAUGAGGGUAUUUUUCAUUUAUUGGACAAAGGUCAGGAUGCUGAUCCUAAUGAAACAAAGAAUUCCUCUCUCCAAGGAAAUAUAAGCGAUACAAAUAAUGCACUAAACAAUGAGAAUAAUACAGAAUGUGAUACUAAAAAUGUUAACACUCUGGAGGAUAGCACAAAAAACCAGGAAAAAGUAAUCCCAUUUGAUGAAUACACCCUUAGACACCUUUUUAUAAAGCAUAAAAAGUCAAAUAAACUUAAAAUUAAUUAUACUUAUUAUGAAGAAAGGAAAUAUUAUUUGUUUAUUUUUGCCUAUCUAAGUAGACCAUUUUUUGAUUUACUUUUAUCAAACUUUCAUAACUUUUAUCAUAAGAAUUGUAUACAUGGAGAAUUUUGGAAUGUUACUGUUAUAGGAGCCUUUCUGAGAAGAAUUAUGCAAAGAAAUUCGUAUCCCUACAAAAUUACAAAGAUAUAUAAGUUCUUAUUAGCCUCUAAAGGUGAUGCAUCAGUGGAAAAAAAAAAAUUAUUUCUCUUCCUUCACUUGGUUGAUUUUUAUGUAAAUGUUUUGGAAAAUGCCAAGGACAAAAGGGGAAGAUUAGGAAGAGGGAAAGGGAGAAGUGAAAACAAACAAAAAGACAAAAACUACACCAGAGAAGGUAAUACAGAAUUUACAAUUAAUGGAAGCAAUGGUGAUUCGAAUGGCGUGAGAAAUACUAUUGAUAAAGGCAAAACAAUCUAUAAGAACGAUAUGAAUCCAGAGAACAUGGUUGACAGUCACACAUCAUCACUCCAAGAGAAGGAGGAAGAUUACGUGUCAGAAAAACUACUUAAAAAAGUGAAUUCUCAAAAUUUUGUUAUUAGAGGUAAUCCAGAUUUGAAAGAAUUAGGUAGUAAGAAAAAAGUAAAAAAAAUUAAAUAUAAAAAUAUAUUGAACGAAGAAGGGGAAAAAAGGGACAAGGCUUUUUUUCAAAAUUUAAAAGGAUUUUUUAAAUAUCAUGAAAAUCUGUUUGAGAAUUCAUAUUUUAAUAAAGAAGUAGAAAUAAAAUCCUUAUGUGAAUCGAUAAUUCAGCAUAUAAUAAAUUAUAAAGACACUUGUUUAACUGUUCAGUUAUUAUGUAUUAAAAACUUUUCCACUAGUUGUUUAUUUAAUAAAAAUUUACAGUUAUACAUAGAAAAAAUAGAUAUAGCUAAUUUGAUGUUAUUUAAAAAAUUAUUUUCAAAUAAAUCUCAUCAUGAUUAUCAUUCAAUUUUACUCAUGUGUAAGAGUGUAAGGAGCAUAAAAGAGAGAAGCAAAAUAUUACUAUUCAUCGAUGAACAAAUGGUAAGCGGAAGGAGGGAAAAAAAAGGCCUCUUUAUAAAUCACAUGACAAUUGUUAAAAUUGUAAAUAUUUUAUCAGAUAAGAUUGAUCAAAACGAACGUAAUAAUAUAGACAAUGAUAGUGGCAGUGCACACGUAGACGUGUUGUAUACAGAAUUUGUUGAAAGUCAUAUAAGAAUAUUUAAAAAAAUUUCCAGUUAUGCACAAAUAAAUGAAAUUAUGUUUUUAAAAUUAAUAAAAUACAUAACUAAUAUAUGUAUCCUUUUAUAUGAAAUACCACAACUAGUAGCACACCAUUUUUCUCUAAUUAAAAAUAAUUUCCUAUUCGAAAUUAUCACCUUUUUUGAAAAAAAUGUUUUUUAUUUUCGUGAAGAUAUAACUUCCCAUUUGAAGCCCCUAGCUUCAAUUUUGGAUAAAAUGAUUAAAAGGAAAAUAUUGCUUUAUGUAAAUUUUAGAAAAAAAAAUGCUUUAACAAAAAGUGGAAAUAAUGUCACCAUUAACCAGGAGAAAGUAAAUCGGUCAGACGUUGACUUGAUUCUACAAAAUAAUGAUCCCAGUAAUGAUGUAAUUAUCUCGCAUAAGAACAAAAUAGACAAUUUAGAAUCGUCCUGUGUAUUAUCAUCUGUAUCGGAUGCGUCCACAAAGAAGGGCCAAGGUAAAGAGAUGGAAAAAGUAAAAGAAGUUACUAUCGAAUGUGAAUUGAAAGAACAGAAUAGAAUUUCACAGGUUCUUAACAAAGGUGUAGAUUUUAGGAAUGGUGCAUUAAAGUUACAGUUAAAUGAAAUAGAUGAUGACAUGGAUAUGCAUUAUCAAUUACACACAUUUGCAUACAUAUGCACAUUUAUUAAUCAUAUGUUUAAGAAUGAAAUAAAUAUAGAGCAUUUCACAGUUAUAACCAAUAAUUUAAUUUUCGUCUUUAACAAAAAUUAUACUUCUUAUGUUAUAGCAAUCUGCCUUAUAAAUUUAAUCAUAAAAAUAAAAUUAGAAAAGUUGUAUGCUUGUAAAAAUUAUUUGUUAGAAAUUUGUUAUGUCUACUUUACAAAUGACAUAGAUUAUUGUAUCAGUAACCAUUUGUUGCUACUUCUAUCAUUGUACUUAUGUCCUCAUGAUUUAGAGAAAGAUGAACUAGUAGAACAGGAUACACAACAUAAAUUUUUCGUAACUCUUGUAUCCUCUAUGGGGAAUCAUUCCACAAACCAAAACUGUAUCUCUGAUGGGAUUCAAAACUUUCAGCUGAAAGAAUCUGAAGUAGAUCUUAAUAGAAUUUAUCCAGAAUAUAUAUUGUCCAAACUGAAAUAUCUCAAACCACAUUUAAAAAAAGUAAAAAAUAAUCAGAAUCUGUGCCUCAAAAUAAUUUCUCUCAUAUCAAUAAUUAACACACUUAACAAAAACACAAUAAAGUCAAUAUCAUAUUUUGUAUACAUUAUGACACUUCAAAAUUUUAUACUCUGUUUUUGUUUUGCUCGAGACAAAGCACUUAAUAAAAAACUGAAUAUCUUGUUUAAAAAAUUCUCAUUUAGAAACACGGAUACAUUUAUAUGGUCGUACGUUUUGAAUAAUUUCAAAAUGGUUCUUCAUGAUGUCUCCCAGGUGGUUCCUAUGGAGAAAUCAAUGACUCUGAUGAACUCGGGAAACAUUUCGAAAAGUUCAAAAAUAAUCAAACCCAGUGAGCAGCACUUUGAAAAUCUGUUUCUGUGCAAAUUCUUGCAUCAUCUAAAUAAGCUUAAGGAUUACAUGAAAUUUGAAGAAGGAUAUAAAACAUACUUGAAAUGUAAGGAAAAAUUAAAUAACAUGGAUAGGAAUCUCAAUGAGAAUGUCAUGCAAAAUGAUAAACAUUUUCUUUUAGAUAUUUUUAAUGAUCUUUUAAGAAACGAAAUAUAUGAUGAAAAUGAAAUCAGAAACAUUAUGAACAAACAACUUUUUAACUUUUACGAGUAUUUAAUAAAUAAACUGUUAUUUCUAAAUUAUACAAAAUCACCAAACCUAUUUAAAGAAAUUAUAGUAUUUAUUAAUCAGAAACUAAAUAAUGGAAUUGAUACAAAACAUAUUUUUGAUGCUAUUAUGUAUUUUCUAUAUAAUAAAAAAAAUGAAAAAAACAUCGGACCUUUGAGUGAAAUGUACAUAUAUAACAUGUUUAAUAAAGCAUUAUACAAAAUAUAUGUGGAUAAUUCUACAAAAAUUUCUAUCAUAUCAAAGAUUAACGAAAUUUUGAAGACACUACUUCAACAAUGUUACAAAAUUGUACAAGAUGAAAGAAAUAGUAGAUGGAAUGAUGAAGCCUUUGUUGAUACAGAAUUAACGAAUGAAAUGCAGCUCACUCAUGAAAAUGAAGAACUCAUUGCCCUUAACGAGAAAAAAUUCCAAAGCAGAGGAGGUGGUAGUCAUAAAGUUAAUGCUACUUCUAAAAGGGAUGAAAUUGUUGAAAAGAUGAAAAGGAAAAAAACAUUAUACAAUGAAAUGGAUAUGAUAAACGAUGAAUACAGAAAAUAUAGUGACCAACACAUAGGUAGGUUGAAUAAAGGUGUGGAACGGCUAGAAACGAGCAUGUCUUUGGAUGGACGUAACAUUAAUUGUGUUAAUGAGAUUUUAACAUACAAAGAAACCUAUCUGUCUGAUGCAGAUUCGAUUGAUUUAUAUUGCACCAUUGAUGUUAAUCAUGUAAGUAAAGAGACAGGCAACAAAGAAAUUAGUAAUGUAGUUAGAAAUACACAAUUUCAGAUGCAUCAAAUUCGUCACAUAAAGUAUAUAAACAAGUUGAAGGAUUUAAGUCGUAUUUUCUUCCUUGAUAUUUACCCAUUUAAUACAAUACUGAAAUGCAUAUCAUCGAUACUAAUUAAUUUCCCGCUAUUCACAAAAAAACACGUGAUUCAGUUAUUUCGAGUUUUAUUUUUAAAAAAUAAUAAAUAUAUUGUAAUUAAUGAAAAAAAUAUUUUAAAAAAUAAUUUUUACAAUUUAAUCAAAGAUAAUAAACUUAAGCAUAUCAGUAAAAUUAUUACGAAUCCUUUAAAAAAAUUAAACAUAUAUCAUUUAUUUUUUAUAUUUUCAAAUAACCACGUAGAACUUUGUUUAAAAUAUGUAGUCAGAUAUUUUAAAAAAAAUUAUCUAAACGUUAUUGAUAUAUGUACAAUACAUGGAUACAAUGAAUCUGUCGUUUUGAAUCAUUCUCUAUUUGUUUAUCAACAUUUAGUCAUUUUUCAAAACACUACUCUUGCUAGUACAAGUACAAAGAAAGGAAGAUUCCAUUUAGAGUUAAAACUUUUACUCUGCAUUUUAAAAUCCUAUGUUAAAAAUUGUCGAAAUUAUAUUACUAUGCUGUUUGAGAAAUAUGGUGAAAAGAUAUCAAAAUUAGACGGGGAAAUUUUCUUUUGUUACAAUGCCAAUUCUGAUUCAGCGAAAUAUCAUCCCAUUGUAAAUAAUUCAGAAAAUCAACUAUCUGUAGAUUUAAGAAUAGAAGAACAAAAUAUUGUGACAUCCUUAGUUUACACCUCAACCAAAUUGAAAAUGUCAUCUUUGGGAAAUCUCUUUGAUCAACUAGUUGAAUCAUUUGAGCAUGAAAAGAAUGUUGAAUCCAACUCGACAAACCUAUUGCAUAACUACCAAGUAGUGUAUGAGAGGAGAAUAUAUUUUCUCUACCUCUACAGACUGUAUCAGAAUUUUGGAUCUGUACUAAAUGAAAAGAACAAAUAUCUGUUUGACCUCUUGAACAAUAUCAAAUUUACGCUCAUUUCAUGUCAUACAAGUUGUUGCAAAUUCGGUUCUACUGAUGUGGAUAGAAGAGGAAUGGGAAAAGUUGGAGAAGUAGUGGAAGAAGCAGAUGAAGAAGAGACUGUCAACAAUGCAUCUGACCAAGAUAAUAAAAAUUAUGACAUCGAAUAUAACACCAGCAAUGGAGGAACGAAAAGAAGGAAGGUUAAAAAAUUUAUUUUAAAAAACAAAUGGUAUUGGUUUGAUCUAGGUUACUGUACACUAUUAUGUCUUUAUGAAAUUUUAAAAAAUGAAAAAAAAAACCAAAAAAAUUUUACCCCCAUAUAUUAUCAAACCUGUUUCGAUCAUGUCAUAAAUUGUUUUGAUUUAUUUGCAUAUCUACCAAGAAUACAUAUAAAUGAUGAUUUUAAAAAUACAAUUAACGAAGGUGUCAUAUGGCAUAGCGAAAAAUUAGACAUGAAAAUUGCCUCUAUUACACUUUUAGACAUUUUAAAAUUAAUUCUCGUUGAACUAUAUUCCUUAUAUAUUAAUGAACCUGAAAAAAUUCAAAUUAUGACUAUGAGACUUUCAUUAAAAAAUGAAAAUAACAACACAAGUUACAAUGUUACCUUGUCCAUAUUAUUAACACUGAAAUAUAUUUAUGAAACUAUUGGAUAUAAGGAAUUAUUAUUUUCAGUUACAGAUUUAUAUCAGUUAUUUUCGGAACUUAACGACCACCCAGAUGACGAAAUUGAAUUCUUGACAAAGCAAUGGUUUGCCGCGAUAAGCAAAUACUCUGCAGAUGGCUGA